This is a messenger RNA of Chrysoperla carnea, 2269 nucleotides long. RefSeq names its product splicing factor U2af 38 kDa subunit (gene U2af38). Gene Ontology annotation, molecular function: pre-mRNA 3'-splice site binding; metal ion binding. The transcript is spliced from 4 exons. NCBI's taxonomy places the organism in Eukaryota, Metazoa, Arthropoda, Insecta, Neuroptera, Chrysopidae. Gene Ontology annotation, cellular component: spliceosomal complex; U2AF complex. The coding region runs from base 123 to 884 and encodes 253 amino acids. Gene Ontology annotation, biological process: mRNA splicing, via spliceosome. The record is from RefSeq and is a predicted model, not a curated record.
AAUACAUCGGUAGAUUCAUCUAAUUUUACCAGAAGCUUACAAUUUCAGAAAAAAAACAAUUUCCAUAUUAAUACAAGUUUUAUAAAUGAAAUUUAAACUUUUGAUAAUUAAAGUUUUUCAUAAUGGCUGAGUAUCUUGCAUCGAUUUUCGGAACUGAAAAGGAUAAAGUAAAUUGUUCAUUUUACUUUAAAAUCGGAGCAUGUAGACAUGGAGAUCGAUGUUCUCGAAUACAUAAUAAACCAACAUUUUCACAAACCGUGUUAUUACAAAAUCUUUAUGUAAAUCCACAGAAUUCUGCUAAAUCGGCAGAUGGUAGUCAUUUGGUUGCAAAUGUUUCGGAUGAAGAAAUGCAAGAGCAUUACGAUAAUUUCUUUGAAGAUGUAUUUGUUGAAUGUGAAGAUAAGUAUGGGGAAAUUGAAGAGAUGAAUGUUUGUGAUAAUCUUGGAGAUCAUUUAGUAGGAAAUGUUUAUAUUAAGUUUCGCCGUGAGGAGGAUGCCGAAAGGGCUGUAAACGAUUUAAAUAAUCGUUGGUUUGGUGGCCGUCCCGUUUAUGCUGAAUUAUCACCAGUGACUGAUUUUCGCGAAGCUUGUUGCCGACAAUACGAGAUGGGAGAAUGUACACGUUCCGGAUUUUGCAAUUUCAUGCACUUGAAACCAAUUUCACGUGAAUUAAGGCGAUAUCUAUAUUCUCGAAGAAAAGGAGGUGCAGGUGUAGGUGGAGGUAGACGUCGAUCAAGAACACGUUCGCGUUCACCACGAGGAGGUGGCGGCGGUGGAGGAGGUGGUGGUCGUAGACGAUCUAGAUCUCGAGAUCGACGUUCUCGAUCUAGAGGACGUAAAGGACCGGAACCACCACGACGAGAAGGACGUUCAGGAAGAUAUUAGAGUUUUUUUUUUAAAUAUCUUUUUUUUUGAAUUUUUAUAGACGAUUGAAUACUGAUAUUAUUUGGGACAAUGUUUUUAUUUUACAUUACAGCUAUGGAAUUCAUAACUGAGAAUUUUAUUGUCUAAAGUUGUCUAUAAAUUUUUUUCUUAAGAUUAUAACUGUUGUGAACCUCAUAAUUGACCGACUUGUAAAAUCCAACCCACAAUCAAUUGAUGACAAUAUUCAAUUGAAACUAUGUGAAAGAACCAACCCAACGUCUGUAAAAUCCUUUGAUGGUUUGCUUGUAUUCCUAUUCAACCACACACCUAUAUCGAUUCACUGCCACAGCGUAUGGAUUUCAUCCCAGUACAUCUUAGACGCUGAAAUAAAAUACUACAACUUUUUCAAUUUUACGACAAACUUUUUAGUUUUAGGUCUUAGCAAAAAGUAUGUUUAUAUUUAAACCGAAACUUACUAUAUCAUGUAAAUGUUCAUUAUAAAAAUAAUAAAGUUGGAAAAUUGCUAAUACUGAGAUGAAUUUUAUCCACUGCGGCUAAUUGCGAUUAAUAAAAUAAAUUAUAAAUAUUCAUGCAUAUUUUUCGAAUUUCAAAAAGUUGGAUUGCAAUAAAAAAUAUCGCCUCUCUUUUCUAUAUAUGUUGAUCUGUUGCCAAGACUUCCAACUGCUUCUUUUAAUGAAGCUAAUUUUAUGUAGCAUUCUUAAUAUGCUAAUAUGAUGUCUCAUUGUCAGUUAUUUUCUUUAAUUUACAUUCUAAAAAAACUGGAUACAUGGUCUCCUCUUAAGAAGUCGAUCUCUUACAGAUUGUAUAGUUCAUUUAAUUAUAUUAUUAUUAUCAAAUAAACGUCAAGAAAACGCAACCUUUUCAAAAAAAAUCGUCAAAUCCAGUCAAGUUUGAUAGAAUCGUCAAAAGAAAGACACUCAGGAGUUAUAAAAAUGUAUUUAUCAUUUAAAAAACCCGUGGUGUCCCAGGUCUAAAAUGUAUGGAAAAAUUAUUAAAAAACUAAUCUGCCCUAUAAAUAAUAUUUAAUUCAUAGAUUCUAAAAUUAUUCUCCAUAAAGUUGUAUACAUUAUAGUUUAGUUAUAUGAUGUAUUAUAAUUAAUGGGCUUGCGAAGCUGAUAAAAAGCAUGCCGAUGCUCUUAAAAAUCAAAUAUUAAGAAAUCAUUUAUAAUUUCUUAUUGGUUGAUCGAUAGGGUUAUUCACGCUGCAUUGUAUCGACUAAACAGGCCCUAUUUAAGAUUAUCAUAGCUAUUCCGUAAGAAAUAACGUAUCGAUGUUUUUGACGGAAAAAUUGUGAUAAUUUGUUUAAUAUUUAAUUUAAGUCUUAUAAAUAAGUUUUAGUAUUAUGUGUCAGAAAUCUUGGAAUAAUAAAACACGUGUUUGAUAUA